GGCAGCAUGUUCCAUUUUUAUCACUUGUCACUAUGCCCGUCACUUUCUCGCUUACACACUUGUUAGAACGUGACAGACAUGGUGACAAAUGAUAAAGAGCCGACCAUCUUAGCCCUAAAAAUUUUCACAACCAUUUUUUUUAUAUAAAUUGUGAAAGUUGGCUUGAUCAACUUAAAUGCUAGCGAAUAAUAUAAAAAUAAUCAAUUAUACAUAGGUUCUUUCUAUUGCUAAAAGUAUCCCGAUUAAAGUCAUAAAUAAUUAAUUAAAUACUGAUACUUUAUCAAGAAAGCUAAGCUAAAGCUAUCGCUUUUCGGUGAAGGAAAACAUCGUGAGGAAACCGGACUAAUCCCAACAAGGCCUAGUUUAUCCUCUGGGUUGGAAGGUCUGAUGGCAGUCGCUUUCGUAAAAACUAGUGCCUACGCCAAAUCUUGGGAUUAGUUGUCAAGCGGACCCCAGGCUCCCAUGAGCCGUGGCAAAUGCAGGGACAACGCGAGGAAGAAGAAGAACUUUAUCAAGAAAGCACAUUUUUGUUUUAAAUUGUCACCAACAUUUUUGCCAUUCCCUGGGCACCCAUCCGUGAAUGCCCUUGAAACAAACAUAUACUUAAUACAUAUACGAUAAUAAAAGAUUGUUUUUCUACUCCAGUACGGAUAUUAUGGUUGAUCUUUUCUACAUGACAGCGUGAUAAAACGCUGUCCAUCACUUUCAAUCCCGCGGUGUUAAAAACUGACAGUUAUUUUAUCACGUAGAUAAAGCCAUCCAUAAUACGCCUGCUGCACUCUUAUUUGUCAAUUAAAUUAAUGCUAGAUCGAAAUCAACUUCAUAAAAAGCGCGGCGCGCGGGGCACCGGCGGGCCCCGGUGCUCCUGUUUGUUGGAUCCUAAAAGCAGUGUUCUUAUCGAGCUAUGGGUAGUUCCUGGGCGACGUUAUACAUAUUUAUAACAUACAACAGGUACCAAUAUACUUAUUUAUGUUUCGAUUUUAUUAACACAUUUUUAUUACUCUUGAAAAACUCCUAGAUUUCAAGGCAUAUCUAAAAAUGCGUUUUCACGUCUUAUUGUUGCUCAGUGGAUUAUUUUAUACCUGUUCCGCUUUCAAUAUAAGUAAUUUUUUUCUUGCAACGAACGUUACAGGGAAUAAAUGCGUCAAAAAACUACCAGUAGUCUUUUUACCGGUCGUCAUAAAAGUCUUUCGGUGGCCAUCCAUUCAACUUAAAAAUGAAACCAAACCUCAAGUUUUAAGGAGGCAGCUCGCGGGGCCGGGGGGAGGCGCGGGCGCAGCCCGGCACGGACCGCGACAAGCCGCAGCCGGCGCCCUGCGCGACUCUGGUGUUAUGAAACAAUUCUUCAAUCGCUUUCAGUAGCAGAGAACAAAGCCAACUUACGACACAGAAAUCAAACACUACUUCAAAAAUAUGACUAUUAAGUUCAUUUUCAUCGGCAUGACGCUCGGUGUGGCGUUGAACGGCGCUUUCGGCUCGGUGGUCGGGCUAACCUACAGGGAUGACUUCGACUUCGAGCAGCGCUACCGUCACGUGCAUGACUGCGACCCCUUCCAUUGGCACCCGCUCCACCUGCCCGAGGAGUGCGCUGACAUGUACGAGAAACUUAUCCGUAGUAGGCUCCCUGUACGCUUCCCCAAGCUAACCGAUCGCCUGUACCGACCCAUACACAUCUCUCCUGACAGUCAAAGCUCGGGACCAUCACAUUAUCAACAUUCGUUUAACCCGGUUUACCAAACGAUAAUCGGAGUAGAAGAGGAAACCGUCCCCCGCGAGUUAACGCCGUAUGAAGAAAUGUUAGAAUCCGUACAGAAGGAUGUCAAUAAUUUCCCUAGUGUUCCAUCAGUAAGGGACAUGCCAAACUUUGGUCCGGUAGCUGUGUAUCAACAGCCGGUGUCACAAAUUAGCGCAGAUAUGAUAAAAAAUGUUGCAAUGACUUAUAUUCAUUCACUCGAUGACAAGGAUAAUAAAAGAAAACGCCACAGAAGCGGAAAGAGUGGAAGUAAGUGGAAGAAACUUGUAAGCAAAGUUCGCCGGCAUGAGCGGAAUGGCUGGAAGAAAAUAAACAAUGGAGAUAUUGUUAGCAUUACGAAACCUUAGUAAUAAGGGUUAACAUAACAGAUUAACCUAAACUUGCUGACUGAGCGUGUGUGUAAUUUACUUUUGUAAUUUAAUUAAAUUACUAUUUUAGGAAACGUUACAUCUGCGUUAACCUAUAAUAUUAGAAUAUGUUACAUCAAUGCUGCAAUGAUUUCUAAAACAAAACCUUAAGUCAGAUUAAACUAACUCUGUACGUACUUGACCUUGACAAGGUAUUCUUAACUCUGCACAGACUUUGAGAGAACAACGUACGGGAGUGUCAUUAUAACCAUCAACAUUAUAGAAACAUGUCCGUCUGUCUGUCCGAUUAUGUCACAGCCACUUUUUUCCGAAAGUAUAAGAGCUAUAUUGUUCAAACAUGGUAAGUAGAUGUAUUCUAUGAACCGCAUUAAGAUUUUCACACAAAAGUAGAAAAAAAAACAAUAAAUUUUGGGAACCCCCAAAAUUUAUUGGUUUUUUUUCCGUACUCAGAACAGAAACUCAAAAAAUCUUUUUUCAUCAAACCCAUACGUGUGGGGUAUCUAUAGAUAGGUCUUCAAAAAUGAUAUUGAGGUUUCUAAUAUAUUUUUUUUCUAAACUGAAUAUUUUGCGCGAGAGACACUUCCAAAGUGGUAAAAUAUGUGUCCCGCCCCCUCCCCCCCUGUAACUUCUAAAAUAACAGAAUGAAAAAUCUAAAAAAAAUAUAUGAUAUACAUUACCGUGCAAACUUCCACCGAAUGUCAUAAAUGGUACGGAACCCUUCAUGGGCGAGUCCGACUCGCACAUGGCCGCACUUUUUUUUUUUUACUUCGGGGUAUACCAAAGUACAUUUAAGGAAACUGAAUGGCAUGUUUUUUUUGUAUAAAGUAAAGAGAAGCGUCGUUGUAACACGGACAUUAUUAUAUCAAUGGCAUUUUGAAUAUCGAUUGUCCGAUAUAAUACUUCCGUUUAAUAGCAAAUGUAUAAACUCAUAAUAAACAAUACCUAAUGAAUAUGUGACUUUCCACUGAUAAAUGUACCAUAGCACCGCAAAAAUAUUGAAGCGGCCUUAAUAACAGCGUAAGCGCCAAACACCAUAAAGUACCUUUACCCGUGGGACGGCACAUAUGUAAACAGCCCCUAACGCAAGUGUACACGCACGUAUACGCCUUAUUAGAUAAAAAUUAAUCAUUGAUUAUCUCCAAAAUGGACUUAAUUAGAAUGCCGGUUUCUUUGAGAAAGUUUCUUAAUUUAAGCUUACUAAUGCGCACUCUGGAAAUUAUGGGGUAAGUUGGGUUAUCAGGUUGUCAGGUCCAACUUACAUAAGUUGUGCGAUAUUAUGGUAUCAACGGGCUAAUCCGAUAAUGGAAAUUGCAGGUGUCUAUAGGAACUCUGCGACACAACGCAACCGCAACCUCUGUUUUUGGGUUUGUUAAAAUAGUCUCGAGUAGUAGUUGACUGUUGAAAGAAAAGCACACUCAGUAAAAAAAGAGUGUCUCAAAAUUUUCUAUUUCAUUUUUUGCCCUUUAGUUUUACUUAAUAAAAGGUUUUAUAUUAAA
This is a messenger RNA of Cydia pomonella (codling moth), 3617 nucleotides long. RefSeq lists its product as uncharacterized. The record is from RefSeq and is a predicted model, not a curated record. Lineage: Eukaryota; Metazoa; Arthropoda; Insecta; Lepidoptera; Tortricidae. The coding region runs from base 1414 to 2100 and encodes 228 amino acids. The transcript is spliced from 4 exons.